AUGGCGCCUGGAAAUAAGAAAAGCAAGAAAAGGACGUCGAUCGGCGGCUGUCAGGCCUCCCUUCCAUUCCCGGCCACCAACCCAAAUUCGAACAAUGACAAUAUUCAGUCGACGCCGGGCGAUGCCGCGACGACGAGCAACGAUGUGACGCCGCAAACGCGCAAGCGACGCCAGAGUGCGCACGAGCAGGCGAGAUCCAACAUGCAUGUGUUGGUAGAGGGGCCUAUAGACCCCUUUGCCGAUGGGUUCUUGGAUGCGUUCGAGGCUUCUACAUCCGGCAACAAGGACAAGACUUCGCCGUCCGACGUCAUCGUUAGCGACAUCGUCGUCGUGUCGACCGUCCCGACCGAUGCGCCCGUGGUCGAGGAGGACGUCGUCAUGGACGACCGCAACGACGAGUCUGAAGACGAAGACUCGAGUCUCUUCGGCGAACCAGAACCAAUGGAGGUAGAAGCCUCUCCCAACGUCGCCCUCAAGGUCGAACGUGGCACAACGAGCAAGACGGCAUCCUCGUCGACGACGGCCCCAUCACGCUCAGCGCAGCCCGUGUCUCAGCACGAUUUACCGCACAAGCGCACGGCAUCGGCACAGCCAGUCAAAGCCGAACGUAAGGCGCCCAAGACGGAGAAGAAGGCACCCAGUACAGCGACGAAAGCUCCACCUGUCAAGACGACGAAGAAGAAGCACGCGUCGACACGCGAAGAUAACAUGUCGACCGCGUGCGAAAGUGUGGCACCGGUGCACGGCUCUCGACAUGCUGUGCCGAGCAACCUUCAGCUGUCCAAGUGCGGCAGCAAGGUCUCGAAGACGCCGCGGACCGACAAGAAUGUGACGGCGGCAUCGGGUUCGACUUUGCAGGCGGGCGCUACGCCGCAGGUGGCUCCUCGCCCGAAGCAGAAGUUGGCUUACGGAGAGGACACCAAGACGGUUGAUCCUCGCCGUCGGCUGGCGCCUACGACCGUUGCUCCUGUUGUGGCACCUGCACCCGUCGUGGCCGAGCCUGUCGCCACAACACGGGAUGCGGCGCACGCCCGUAAGACGACUCGGCCAGCGAAGCUAUCCACACCUGCACCCGCCCCUGUCGCCGCCCAAAGCCAAUCAACGCCCUCGUCUGGCCCAAGCUCAACGCUCGUGCCCGCCCCCGCCGUCGUUACUACGUCUGCUCAGCAGGUACAGCCUGCUUGGCCCGUCUUGGGUACCGUGCCCGUAGUAAAGAACUUGCAGCCCAUCGACACCGGCAUCGAGCGUCCCAAGACACAACGACCGCUCACGGCCAAGGUCAUGCCGGACGCUAACAUAGAUGCGCGUGCCCGGUCCAAGAGCAAGGAGCCCACUCCCGCGGUUGUCGUGGCGCCAUCGACGUCGAGCGCACAAGCCAAAGAGAACGCUGAUCGCGCUUCGUCUGUGUCUAUGACGAGUGUGGAUCGCCUGAUGAUCGCGAAGGAACAGGGAAGGGCAGCGUCCGUCGCCGCCGUUGCAGCAGUACGGCCGACGCCAGCACCGCUGAAUAUACCAGCUUCGCCGCCGCGCCCACCGUCGCCACCCUCGACGGGAACUACGCCUGUACCUCAAGCCUCGUCGACUACGGCUCCAGCGCCGGUGGCUUCUAUUCCCGCCGCGCCUGUGCCGACACCAUCAACGUCCAAGGUCGAAGACGUUCCGACUCGCCCUUGGACUGUCGACGCUGAAGCGCCUGCGCCUCUGCUCGCCGCUCCCGCUCCCGUGACGCCUCAGGUACCGCAGAAGAGGUUCAACUCGGACGCGGGGUCGGACGUUCCGUCGAAGAGGCAGCGCGUCGAUGAGCCCAGCUCAAGCAGGUCUGGACCCGCCACCCAGCAGCUCAUUACCAACAAGAAGCAUUGGCACGGAGAUGACCAGCUCGUCGACAUACAAUGCGGAAUGGUCAUGCUCAACGGGUGGCGCGAUCGGCUUUCCCAGGAGUCAGAUCUGUUCAGCACCUUGCUCAACAUCCCGGCCACUAUGGCGCUUACGGGACGGCCUUUCGUGGACAUCACCGGUCAUUGUCGCGAUGUUCAAGGAGUUGAACUCAUUCUGGACGAGCUUGACAACGAGGGAACAGUCCUCCGGUCCGAAGGGUGCACGCAAGCAGACAUCCGUCGCCUCCUCCGCACCUCGCAUGCGCUCGACUUCAAGAAGAUCUUCCACCGCUGCGUCGAAGCCCUCCGCAAGACCUGGCCCGCGAGCGCCUGGCGUAUCGGUCUGUCGACUGCGCGGCUACCGAUGGUCGACGCCCUCGACACCAUCCGCUGCGUGCGCGAGUGCGACCCGCAGUACAACCACCUCCGCGAGGUUUUCCUGCGCGCGGCGUACGAGACGUUCACCGCGUGCAAGGCGAGCUUCAAGUUGCGCGACGUCAUGGCCGCGCUGGGGUUCGUCGUGGGCGAUUCACCCGAGAUCCUUGCGGACAGGCUGGAAGACGUUAAUGCCGUGCGAAACCAUUGCCACGGGCGCUGGGCAAAGUACAGGUCCGGUCCCGGCCCGGAGUAUCCCGCCGUGUGUCCGCACGCCACAGAGCCGCUGCAGCUCUCGGAGGCGCAGAGGCUGGAUAAGCCGCAGCGAUGGCUUGAUACUAUGCUCGGGAUCGAAGAGGGCUUUGCGUGCUCGAGUACGGAUUGGACGUUCGACCCGAUACGCGCGGGGUGGGCGUUGCGGAGCCAUAGGAUCAUCAGGCCGCAUGGGUGGCAGGUGUGUCCUGAAGAGAAGUGUAAGCUUGCGAUCUAUGCGGCUUGGAAUCGGAGGAUGAAGAGGGAGUGGCUGGAUUUUGUGGGCGUGAUUCGGAGGUAUAUCUGGGCGGAGGUCGUUGAGGCGGAGGAGGCGGAUGGGUGA
Peniophora sp. CBMAI 1063 is the source of this 2847-nucleotide messenger RNA. Lineage: Eukaryota; Fungi; Basidiomycota; Agaricomycetes; Russulales; Peniophoraceae. The record is from the annotation of a GenBank genome assembly.